Penicillium antarcticum is the source of this 768-nucleotide messenger RNA. Its product is annotated as C2H2-type zinc finger protein. Bases 1 to 768 code for a protein of 255 amino acids. Gene Ontology annotation, biological process: regulation of transcription by RNA polymerase II. NCBI's taxonomy places the organism in Eukaryota, Fungi, Ascomycota, Eurotiomycetes, Eurotiales, Aspergillaceae. Gene Ontology annotation, molecular function: RNA polymerase II cis-regulatory region sequence-specific DNA binding; DNA-binding transcription factor activity, RNA polymerase II-specific. The transcript has a single exon. The record is from RefSeq and is a predicted model, not a curated record.
AUGGCCGCACAUCGGGGCAUUGAGGGGAUGUCCAGCUGUAGAAUGAACAUUGUGUCCAUUCUGAAUAAUGAUGAUAACCCAUCUUUUGCGGUCCGUUCCGCUCCUCGACUUAGUCGGAAUCACACAUCACCAUCAUUUUAUCCACAUCAUUCAGAGACACUACCCCCGACCAUUAGCGACCCACAGUACACCCGUCCCCAAGCUUCAUCCGAAUCUCCAGCAUCAUCGCCACAGGGGACUAGGCAUCACUCGGACGCGAUGUCGGAAGUCGCCCAGCCCGUUUCGCCCGGGUCAUCCGACGGAUCAGCUUAUGACUAUAUCACCAGUCAGCCAUCACCUUAUCACCCGUAUGCCCGACAGGAUCCGCGACGGGAACCAUACCGAUUCCCUGCUCGUGGUCCAGCAGCUCCCCGAAUACCACCUGAGACACGUUCAAGCACAUCCGAAAAGGCUUCUUCUCAGACUGGAGCGACACGCGGCACAGGGCGAAAGAAUAAGUACCCGUGUCCCUAUGCCGUGAGCCAUGGAUGCUCUUCCAACUUUACGACUUCGGGCCAUGCUGCGCGCCACGGAAAGAGACACACUGGCGAAAAAAGUGCGUUCUGUCCAAUUUGUAAUAAAGCCUUUACUAGGAAAGACAAUAUGAAACAGCACAUCCGGACUCACCGCACGCACUCGGAUGAGAUGCGCUCCACUUCGGAGCCAGAGUCUGGUGCCGGAUGGGAGAUGGCUCAUCCCGGCUCGCCAUAUGCCUCGGCUUCCCACUAG